AUGGCGACUCGUCAUGCCACUCUAGGACAGCCCUUCGCCGAGCGGGCGAAGACGGCUAGCCACCCCCUCACGCGCUACCUCUUCCGGCUUAUGGACCUCAAGGCCUCGAACCUGUGCCUCAGCGCCGACGUGACCACGGCCCGCGAGCUCCUGACGCUCGCCGACAAGGUCGGUCCGUCGAUCGUGGUGCUCAAGACGCACUACGACCUGAUCUCGGGAUGGGACUACAACCCGCAGACCGGCACGGGAGCCAAGCUGGCGGCGCUCGCGAGGAAGCAUGGCUUUCUCAUCUUCGAAGACCGCAAGUUUGUCGACAUCGGCAAGACGGUCCAGAUGCAGUACACGGCGGGCACGGCGCGCAUAGUAGAGUGGGCGCACAUCACCAACGCAAACAUCGACGCGGGCAAGGACAUGGUGCGCGCCAUGGCCGAGGCGGCGGCCAAGUGGAAGGAGCGCAUCCACUACGAGGUCAAGACGUCGGUCACGGUAGGCACGCCCUUGUCGGACCAGUUCGACGACGCGGAGGAGCAGGAGCAGCAGCAACAGCAGCAGCAGCAGCAGCAGCAGCAGCAACAACAACAUCAGGCGCAAGGACAAGAACAGGCACAGACGCGAGAUGACAAAGGUGAGCCCCGCAGGCUCGAGGCCAUGGAGCAGCACCAGAAGAGGGACAGCAGAGACGUUGACGGCCGGAAAGGCAGUAUUGUCUCCAUCACGACGGUGACGCAGUCAUUCGAGCCCGCCGACUCGCCGCGGCUGCCCAAGACCAACGAGCACGGCGACGACGCCGUUUUCCCGGGCAUCGAGGAGGCCCCCGUCGACCGCGGCCUGUUGCUGCUCGCGCAGAUGUCGUCAAAGGGUUGCCUCAUGACCAAGGACUACACGCAGGCCUGCGUAGAGGCCGCCCGCGACCACAAGGGCUUCGUCAUGGGCUUCGUCUCGCAGGAGGCCCUCAACGCCGCGCCCGACGACAACUUCGAUCCACAUGACCCCCGGCUGCAAGCUGCCCGCCGCCGAGCAGCGGAGGAGAACGGUCAGGUCGAGAGCGACGGCUUCGGCCAGCAGUACAACACCCCCAGCAAGCUGGUUGGCGUGUGUGGCACCGACAUUGUCAUUGUGGGCCGCGGCAUCAUCUCGGCGGGGGACCCGCCCUCGGAGCCCGAGCGGUAUCGGAGGAAGGCGUGGAAGGCGUCCCUGGCGCGUCUUGGGUAA
This is a messenger RNA of Chaetomium globosum CBS 148.51, 1212 nucleotides long. RefSeq lists its product as uncharacterized. The record is from RefSeq and is a predicted model, not a curated record. Gene Ontology annotation, biological process: 'de novo' pyrimidine nucleobase biosynthetic process; 'de novo' UMP biosynthetic process. Gene Ontology annotation, molecular function: orotidine-5'-phosphate decarboxylase activity. NCBI's taxonomy places the organism in Eukaryota, Fungi, Ascomycota, Sordariomycetes, Sordariales, Chaetomiaceae. Gene Ontology annotation, cellular component: cytosol. Bases 1 to 1212 code for a protein of 403 amino acids. The transcript has a single exon.